AUGAACCAUAGCGUAAGUGAAGCGGAAAUAACCGAGUUUCUAACAAAUCUACAACGGCUGAAAGUUUCAGGAUUUAAUGGAAACGUACCCCACUUCAAGAAUAUCACAGCUAUAUUGAAAGAACAUUACUAUGAUAUGGAUAUUUUAAUGGAAGAGGUGCACCAAAAAUGCGAGAAUCUCCUUCUCUACUGCAGUUUCAACAGACGUAAACAGAAAUGUGAGGACAUCUUCAAAAUGAUCAAGACGUAUGAAGGACAUUGCUGCAGUUUCAACUACGUAGGUGUUGAAGAGGAAACUGAACAAACUUUGCUCACACCAGACGAAAAUAUCGAAUAUUUUGACACGGGUGAUGACACCUCGCAAGCUACGAAGCUGAUAGCCACGUCGGAGUCUGGAAGGACUUCUGGGCUGUAUGUACUAUUUAAUGUUGAGCCUGACGACUAUCCAAGUUGGUCAUUGAUGCCAUUUUAUGGAGGAAGGGUCCUCCUAAGUGACCCGAAUGACUAUCCUGAGACAACUGUGUUAUAUCAGUUCUUUUCUCCUGGAGACGCUUUGGAUAUGAAGGUCGUUCCACUGGUGUAUCAAGCUGAAGAUAACCUGGAAGGAGUCGACCCCUCCAUUAGGAAUUGUUGGUACCCAAACGAAGUGGCGUUGGAACAUACAGACAGAUAUAGCUACGAGACUUGCAACACCGAAUGUAAAAUGUCUACUUAUUUACGAUACUGUGGGUGUGUGCCUUAUAAAUAUCCUAAAAAAAAAGGAAUGCGAAUAUGUGAGUUUGUCAACCUGGAGUGCUUGCAAAAUGUCACAGUUAAUAUAUCUAAGUUGGACCGCGUGUGCAAUCCAGUGUGCAAUAUCGAAUGCAAUGAUAAAAGAUAUUCUAUAAGCACGAGCAGUGCUCCCUUCCUGCCAACAAAGGAUAUUGAAUUGCCGCCUGGUACGAACAUGUCUCACGUGACGUCACUGCGCGUGUACUAUUCGAAAUCCUCAUGCAACUGCUUCAAACUGAAACUUCUGAUCGACACCAACUUUAUUAUCGCAACUUUUGGCGGAGUUUUUGGUUUGGGUUUCGGGGGAUCCAUAUUGACUAUCAUAGAGUUGACAAUUUUAUUUCUAUCCACUCUUUGCAUUGUGUGUCGAGAUUUUCUCUCUACGUAUUGUAAUAGAUUGAGGAAAAGGGUACUCGUUUCGACAGUAAAGCCUUAUAUGUAGCCCAAGAUUGUGUUACAAUGCGAACGAAAAUUCCUUUACCUUCGUAUCUAUAUUUAUUUUACCUUGGAUUCUGUUUCUGAAAGGUAUAUUAUAUAGAUGUAUAAUG
Messenger RNA from Plodia interpunctella (Indianmeal moth), 1318 nucleotides. RefSeq names its product pickpocket protein 28-like. NCBI's taxonomy places the organism in Eukaryota, Metazoa, Arthropoda, Insecta, Lepidoptera, Pyralidae. The transcript has 10 exons. The record is from RefSeq and is a predicted model, not a curated record. The coding region runs from base 1 to 1212 and encodes 403 amino acids. Gene Ontology annotation, cellular component: plasma membrane. Gene Ontology annotation, molecular function: ligand-gated sodium channel activity. Gene Ontology annotation, biological process: sodium ion transmembrane transport.